AUGAACGAUCCGCAGGCCCCGAUUAUUGUUCCCGGGUCCGCGAAGCCCGCCGGCCCUUCGCUGCUCGCAUGUCUUCUCUGUCGCCACAAGCACCUCAAAUGUGACGGCAACACGCCCAUCUGUGGCCGCUGUCAACAGACCGGCUCGGAAUGUCAAUAUACCAAAUCGCGCCGGGGAUACAAGGGCCCCUCCAAGAAGCGUCGCGCCGAGCCAUACUCCCCCGACCAACUGAUCACGGAUCCUGCACCUGGCAUGGCCGAAGUGCCCAUCGACUGGUCUCUACAAGGGAGCUUUAAUUAUGCGCCAAUCACCACAGUGCCAUUGCCCUCUUCAGGAUCGACCAGCCCGUCAUUCAAUAGCCUGCCCCCGACUACCACCACGACAACUACCACUAUCACCAGCACGCCCCCGGCUCGCCCAAUGACAGGACCAAUGACACCAGAAUCAGCUUCCUCGGUCGGCGGCGACGGGUACCUCCUCGACAUCUAUUACACCUACUUCCACUCUGCCCACCCUAUCCUCCCACCACUGCGCCUACUCUUUCGUGGCAACCAGUGCCCUUCCUACUUGGAACACGUGAUGAAAUUCAUUGCCGCCCAUUUUACCCCGGCGGCCUCACCAGAAACCUAUCGUCCGACCGUGGUCGCUGGUGUACAGGACCAGCUGCCCUCCGUUGAAAAGGUGCAAGCAUGGCUUCUAUUGGCGAUCGUGCUGCACUCGCGCAACGAGCGUGGGGAGGCCAAGGAAUGUCUAGAUGCUGCGAUCGACCUGGCAUUCGAGCUUGGCCUGAACCAGGCCACGUAUGCCGAGGCAGCAAGUAACGGGGAUCCCAUUCGGGCAGAGUCGCUCCGGCGCACCUGGUGGGAGCUGUUUAUCGUCGAGGGCCUCCUGACGGCCCUUGGCUUGCAGCAGGUGUACCGUACGAACUUGGUGCCACCCGAGGUGCCCCUCCCGUGCGAGGAGCGCAUCUACCAAGACGGCCUGACCCCGCCACCCCCGCCGACCAUUGCCCAGUUUGAUGAGCGUGUGUUUGCUGAUGAUGAGCGCGAUUUCUCGUCCUACUCAUAUCGAAUUGAGGCCGUGCGGAUUCUCGGUCGCGUGGUGGCGAUUCAGGAGAUGGUAGAGGGCCAACAGGACCAUGUAGAAGCCAUUGAUGCGCGGAUUGCGAGCUGGUUCCACCACCUGCCUGAGUCCAAAUCCGAGUUGAUGCGACCGGAUGGUUCGGUGGAUGAGGUCAUGUUUCAGGCGACCAUGAUUGUAAAUGGCGCCUCCAUCUACCUGAACUUCCCUCGGUCGGAUCUGCUGUCGUCCCCCGCGGUCGCCUCAGAGGUCAUUUGUGGUCACCAUGGUCCGAUCAGCGUCCCCGCCUUCUCCCACCAUUCUCAUGCCAUGAAGGCCAUCAAAGCAGCCAGCGAACUGUCCUCGUUGGCGGCCAUCCGUCUGCCCGUCGAACGGCACACGCCGUUCUUCAUCUGCGCCCUUACCCUGAGUUGCAUGGUACAAUUGGCAGCCUGCUCCGUGAAGGCAGGCCAGAUGCCUGAUCCCAGUCGUGAUCGGAUUGGCCUCACCAUCGGCGUUUUCAAGUCAUUGGCCCGUACCUGGGCCAUUUCCCAAUCGAUCAUGCGCCAGAUCAAGGCUGUCGCGCGUGAUGUGCUGGACAUGGGCGUUCGUCCGAGCAUUGACUCGCUUGAUCUGACCUCGAUCUUGGAUGUCAAUGAUCGGUUCUGGAUUCAGGAUGGUCCUAGUUGA
This is a messenger RNA of Penicillium daleae, 1749 nucleotides long. Its product is annotated as Zn(II)2Cys6 transcription factor. Gene Ontology annotation, molecular function: zinc ion binding; DNA-binding transcription factor activity, RNA polymerase II-specific; DNA binding. The record is from RefSeq and is a predicted model, not a curated record. Lineage: Eukaryota; Fungi; Ascomycota; Eurotiomycetes; Eurotiales; Aspergillaceae. Gene Ontology annotation, biological process: DNA-templated transcription; regulation of DNA-templated transcription. The transcript has a single exon. Bases 1 to 1749 code for a protein of 582 amino acids.